AUGGGCGGGUGCUUCUCCGGAGACGUCCGCGGCGGCAUGGAGGCCGUCGGCGUGGGCGGCGGCGGGCGGAGCCACGGGGGCCCGGCGGCGGCGCAGCAGCAGGGCGGGCCCAACGACGCCGUCGACCACUUCUUCCAGGCGCGCGGCCUGCGCGGCCUCUACACGCCCGUCGAGCUAUCGUUUUCGGCAACGAAGCUACGGAAUAUGGACGCAUUUUCAAAGAGUGAUCCUAUGUUAGUAGUCUACACCAACAUAAAUGGAAAACUAGAGGAGAUUGGCCGUACUGAAGUGAUUUUAAAUUCACUGGAGCCCUCAUGGAUCACAAAGGCUACAAUGUCUUACCAAUUUGAGAUCGUGCAACCACUUAUAUUCAGGAUAUAUGAUGUUGACACAAAGUACCACCACACUCCUGUGAAGAUGUUGAACUUGUCUCACCAAGAUUUUCUGGGGGAAGCAUGCUGCAACUUAUCAGAGAUUGUCACAAAAUUUAACCAUAGCCUGACAUUGAAGCUUCGAAGUGAUUGUGGACAUGGUCUUCAUGGAACAAUAACAGUACAUGCUGAAGAAAGUGACUCCUCUAGAACGGCAAUUGAGAUGACGCUGCAUUGCCUGAACUUGGAAAACAAAGAUGUGUUCUCCAAAAGUGACCCUUUCCUAAGAAUAUCGAAACUGGUAGAAACUGCUGGUCCCAUUCCUAUCUGCAAAACAGAAGUAGUGACUAACAACUUAAACCCUGUUUGGAGGCCAAUCACUUUAACAUCACAGCAGUAUGGAAGCAAGGAUAACCCACUGCUAGUUGAGUGUUUUGAUUUUGAUUCCAGUGGUGACCAUGAACUGAUAGGGGCAUUCCAGACAACUAUUACUCAGCUUGAAAAUCUAUAUACUUCCAAGUCUGGAGCAAAUUUUUACAGCCACAAGGGACAAAGAAAGAUGAAAGGACAAUUGUUUGUGGAUAAGUUGCAGGAAAAAAUCCAGCAUACUUUCUUGGACUAUAUAUCCAGCGGAUUUGAGCUCAAUUUUAUGGUGGCUGUAGAUUUUACUGCUUCAAAUGGUGACCCCCGUGUACCUCAGUCCUUGCACUACAUUGACCCCUCUGGCAGACCUAAUUCAUACCAACAGGCAAUACUGGGGGUUGGCGAAGUUCUGCAGUUUUAUGACACUGAUAGGCGAUUUCCUGCAUGGGGUUUUGGAGCAAAGACACAGGGUCAUGUAUCACACUGUUUUAACUUGAAUACAGCUACAAAUGACUGUGAGGUUGUUGGAGUUGAAGGCAUCAUGUCAGCAUACACCUCUUCUCUUUACAGUGUUUCCCUUGCUGGACCAACUAUGUUUGGGCCUGUUAUCAACAAAGCUGCAGAAAUUGCUACUCAUUCCCUUCAAUACUCAAACAACAAAUAUUUCGUCCUACUCAUUAUCACGGAUGGGGUUCUGACUGAUAUUCAAGAAACAAAAGAUUGCAUUGUCAGGGCAUCAGACUUGCCAUUGUCGAUUCUCAUUGUUGGCGUUGGUAAUGCUGAUUUCAAACAAAUGGAGAUCCUUGACGCUGACAACGGUAAGCGACUGGAGAGCUCGACCGGGAGGAUCGCGACACGCGACAUCGUCCAGUUUGUCCCCAUGAGGGAAGUCCAAGGUGGCCCGAUCUCCGUUGUGCAAUCUCUUCUGGAGGAGCUGCCCGGCCAGUUCUUGCAGUACAUGCGCACCCGGGGGAUCAAGCCGCAGCAGCAGGCUCCCGCUCCUCCAGGGUACGCUUCAGCACCCGUGUACCCUCCACAGCAGUGACCCCCCCCCCCCCCCCCCCCCCCCCCCGCGUGCUCUGCGCACGAAGCCGGGUCCUUCAACUGAAGAAGUGUAGAUUCCGCAGAUGCCCCUUGCUAGCCUAGUAGUGCUCUUGUUCAUAGAAUGUCUGCUCUGUUUAAGGCCUGCCUGGUCGCGCUUGGUGCCUGGAAUGCAGUUGAAUCCACGACCCUAGUUCAAGCAGUUAGAUACUGGCGAACCUGAGAGCGAUACUAACUGAUUUUGCACCAAGUAUCACGCCAACUUUAUCAUCCCUUGCUUUCAUGUUCCUCACCUUGUUUUUUCAUGUUCCUCUCCUUGUUUUGAGGUUUGGUAAGCUACAAGUGGAAUAGAUUAGCUGGGGGUUUGCACUC
Messenger RNA from Panicum virgatum (switchgrass), 2147 nucleotides. RefSeq names its product protein BONZAI 3-like. Bases 1 to 1779 code for a protein of 592 amino acids. The transcript is spliced from 16 exons. Gene Ontology annotation, molecular function: calcium-dependent phospholipid binding. Gene Ontology annotation, biological process: cellular response to calcium ion. NCBI's taxonomy places the organism in Eukaryota, Viridiplantae, Streptophyta, Magnoliopsida, Poales, Poaceae. The record is from RefSeq and is a predicted model, not a curated record. Gene Ontology annotation, cellular component: plasma membrane.